Messenger RNA from Pipistrellus nathusii (Nathusius's pipistrelle), 909 nucleotides. The record is from the annotation of a GenBank genome assembly. Lineage: Eukaryota; Metazoa; Chordata; Mammalia; Chiroptera; Vespertilionidae.
AUGGGCCGCCGGCGGGCAGCGCGCGGGCCGGGGGCCGAAGGCAGCCGCACUCGGCGCCCCGCAGGCCGCUCCCUGGAAGCGUUCGCCGAGGACGUGAGCGUCGCGCUGCGCGCGUCGGUGGAGUCAGAGACGGCCGAGGACGCGGACAGCCGGAGCCCGGCGCCGCUGCCGUGCACGCUGGCCAUGUGGGAGCUGGGCCACUGCGACCCCCGGCGCUGCACCGGCCGCAAGCUGGCCCGCCUGGGCCUGGUGCGCUGCCUGCGCCUCGGUCACAGGUUUGGCGGCCUCGUGCUCAGCCCCAUGGGCUCCCAGUACGUGUCCCCCGCUGACAGACAGCUGGUGGCACAGUCGGGUGUGGCUGUCAUCGACUGCUCCUGGGCCAGACUGGAGGAGACGCCCUUUGGGAAGAUGCGGGGCAGUCACUUUCGGCUGCUGCCCCACCUGGUGGCCGCCAACCCUGUGAACUACGGCCGGCCCUGCAAACUGUCCUGUGUGGAGGCUUUUGCGGCUACCUUCUGCAUCCUGGGCUUCUCAGACCUUGCUAUCAUUUUGCUGCGCAAGUUCAAGUGGGGCAAGGCCUUCCUAGACCUGAACCGUCAGCUCUUGGACAAGUACGCAGCCUGCUGUGGGCCGGAGGAGGUGCUGCAGGCAGAGCAGGAGUUCCUGGCCCACGCUAAGGAGCGUCCCGAGGAAGAGAUCGAUCCCUUUGAUGUGGAUUCAGGUCGAGAGUUUGCAAAUCCCAACAGGCCCAUGGCUGGCACCCGGUUGCCCAGGGACAGUGAUGACACUGACAGUGAGGAGGAGUCUGAGGAACAUGGGCCUGAAGCUGAGGACGGAGACUGCAGCAGCCCAGAAGAGGAGGAGACUCGGGAGCAGGGGUCAGAGGCCAGGGCCCCUGCCGAGGUUUGA